Messenger RNA from Lactuca saligna, 1709 nucleotides. The record is from the annotation of a GenBank genome assembly. NCBI's taxonomy places the organism in Eukaryota, Viridiplantae, Streptophyta, Magnoliopsida, Asterales, Asteraceae.
AUGCCCUUCUUUAGUGAUUUCAGGAUCCAUGUUCGUUAUCCAAGCAAUAUAGAUUUGUCACCAUCAGAGAGUUCCAUGAAUUCCUCUCUCAAACUUGGAAGUGGUUCUACUUCUACGAGACAGAAUUAUGCAGGAAAACAUCCCUAUUUACAGAAUCACAUGCCUACCCAAGGUCCUGGGGGUGGUCUGCUUUCACAAAACCAGAGGACAGCAAUUCCUCAAGUAUCUUGGGUUAGUAGUGGUCAAGGUGUAACAGAUCUCCCAUUCCCAAAAAGGCUGGGAGUUGAGUUUAAUGGGAUAGAUAGCCCUCAAUCUGCUGAGAGACAAAUAAGCUUGCAGACAACUAGUGCAGGUCAAAGUCAAACACGUCAGUAUCCAGAUAAUGUUGUUCGACCUUCUAUUGCACCUGUGAUUUAUCUGAUGAAUCCUCAAGGUCCCCGUUUCAGUCAUGGCCAAUCUCAAAUGGUUGAGCUUCCUAACAAUCCUAGAGGACAAGCUCCUACAACUUCUGUUGAUGGUCUCUCUAAUAAUUCUAAGUAUUAUGCGAGACCAUAUCACAAGAGAAGUGCAGUGGCCCCACCUUUAGGCGCCCAUUGGGUUCAACGCCAGAAGAUGUCACAUCCAACAACUACUCAUCAUUCAAUGCCAAUCCGAUUCCCCACAAAACCAGCUGCUUCUGUAACAGCCAAUCUUGCUCAUCCUUCCAUACCAAUCUACCAAUCACAAUCACAGACUCAACAACCUGUUCGUGCUCUUAUGAAUCCAUCUAUACCUUACACAUGGAUUUUUUGCCUUGUGGUUCUGGAAUUGUCACUCGUCCUCUUGUUCUACUUCUUUAUAAGAUUAAAGAAGGAAAAGAAUAUGCAGAGUUUGCUCAUAUUCUAUGAAAGUGUUGCUUUAAGGAAGGAGUUUGCUGAUGCAACUGACAGAGUGACAAGUCAUACCAAACAUAUUUCAUAUGUUCCUAUCUAUCUCAGUAUCUAUUCUCCAAAUGGUUCACCAGGAGUGGGGUUCAUGCCGCAUAUCCUUGAUGUUAAAGCUGGAGAGGAUGUGUUGGGAAAAUUGAUGUGGUUUUCUCAAAACAGCACUCGAGCUGUGUGCAUUCUAUCAGCUAAUGGCGCCAUAUCUAAUGUUACACUUCAGCAGUUUGCAACAUCUGGUGGAACUGUCACAUACGAGGGACGAUUUGAGAUCUUAUCUCUUUGUGGUUCAUUUAUGGUUUGUGAGAGUGAUGGGCAAAGAAGCAGGACUGGUGGUUUAAGCGUGUCACUUUCAGGGCCAGAUGGUCGUGUUUUAGGUGGUAAUGUGGCUGGCCUUCUCACUGCUGCAUCACCCGUUCAGAUGAUUGUUGGUAGCUUUGUUCCUGCAAGUCAGAAACAAAGAAAAACAGAGGCGAAAAUAGUCAACACUACUCCCGUCAAUGUGGGGACCACAAGCGGAUCUUCAAGUGGAGGGAUCGGGAGCCCGCUAGUCCACAGUAACAACAGUAAUCCACAAGGUAUGACUAAUAUGCCUUAGAGGUAACUAAAUGUCUAAAUCCCAUUUGUUGAAAAUGUUAAUAAUAUUGUGUGCGUAUUUUUAGAAAUUAUGAGUUAAUUAUGGGUUGUUGGUUUUAUUGAAAAUGUUAAUAAUAUUGUGUGCGUAUUUUUAUAAAUUUUUAUAUAUAUGACAUGUGGUGUUCGUAUUUAAUUAUCCAAGAGUAAUAAUGU